Messenger RNA from Fimicolochytrium jonesii, 928 nucleotides. RefSeq names its product thioredoxin-like protein. The transcript has 3 exons. Lineage: Eukaryota; Fungi; Chytridiomycota; Chytridiomycetes; Spizellomycetales; Powellomycetaceae. The record is from RefSeq and is a predicted model, not a curated record. The coding region runs from base 96 to 590 and encodes 164 amino acids.
GAGAACUCGUGAGAACGACCUCGGAACGCAGCUGAGUAAUUCUCCACUCUACCGGUACUUUCGUCCUGAAUUGCACCACGCAAAGUCCAAACAACAUGUCGGCAAUAACAGCCCGCCUGCUCCGGUCCUCGUCGUCCCUGCUCGCCCGUAGGCCUCUCAUGGCGACGGUCGCUGCCUCCAGAACCGUCGCGCCCGCUUUCCAAACGGUCUGGAGUCGCAACCUGUCGGACUCGCUCAAGGGGAAGAUCGACCAGGCAGUCAAAGAUCACGAAGUGCUGGUGUUCAUGAAGGGCAACAAGGACGCUCCACAGUGCGGAUUCAGCCGGGCCGUUGUGCAGAUUUUGCAGCUCCAGGGCGUCAAGGACUUCAAGACUGUUAACGUGCUUGCUGACGAGGAGGUUCGGUCUGGGAUCAAGGAAUACACCUCAUGGCCAACCAUCCCACAAGUGUUCGUAAAAGGCGAGUUCGUUGGUGGCUGCGACAUCCUCAUCAACAUGCACCAAAGCGGCGAGCUCGACAGUCUGUUGCGCGAGAAGGGCGUCGUUACCGAGGCGCCUGCUGCUGCUGAUGCUGCUGAGGCCAAGCAAUGAGUGACCAUCGGGUUGGGACUUGUCAACUUUGGUUGGCGUCGGUUAGAGCAGAACGGGAUGGAAGAGCAGGGUAUGGGAGAACAUAUGGAACCACAAUGGGCACAUGAGCAGCUCAGCUUUUUCGGAAUGCCCGCAUGGAGCGCCUUCCCAUGUCCCAAACGUGUUGUGCAAUGUGUAGGUAGAACAGUUUUGCAGCCAUAACACCCACAAGUCACACCUUCACUCAUCUCCAUGUAACUCAGAACCAAUUUGUUGCUGCACUUCCACAUUCAUGAUUCAAAUUCUAUCUAUGUAGGCUCGAGUAGUAAUCGCAGUGCCCUCCAAUACAGAUGUGGUGA